AUGUCUGAAAGCCGUGAAGAUUCCGUAUACCUAGCCAAAUUGGCCGAACAAGCUGAACGUUAUGAAGAAAUGGUUGAAAACAUGAAGAACGUCGCUUCUUCAGGUCAAGAUCUUUCUGUCGAAGAACGUAACCUAUUGUCUGUCGCUUACAAGAACGUCAUUGGUGCUAGACGUGCCUCUUGGAGAAUCGUUUCUUCCAUUGAACAAAAAGAAGAAACUAAAGAAAAAUCAGAACAUCAAGUAACAUUGAUUAGAAAAUACCGUUCUAAAAUUGAAGAUGAAUUGACUAAAAUCUCUGAUGACAUUUUGUCCGUCUUAGAUGCCCAUUUGAUUCCAUCUGCUACUACUGGUGAAUCUAAGGUCUUCUACUAUAAGAUGAAAGGUGAUUAUCACCGUUAUUUGGCUGAAUUCUCUAGUGGUGAAGCAAGAGAUCAAGCUACUAAUGCUUCUUUAGAAGCUUACAAGACUGCUUCUGAAAUCGCCACCACUGAGUUGCCUCCAACUCAUCCUAUCCGUUUAGGUCUAGCUUUGAAUUUCUCCGUGUUUUAUUACGAAAUUCAAAACUCUCCUGAUAAAGCUUGUCAUUUGGCUAAACAAGCCUUUGAUGAUGCUAUUGCUGAAUUGGAUACUUUAUCCGAAGAAUCUUACAAAGAUAGUACUUUGAUAAUGCAAUUGUUAAGAGAUAACUUGACUUUAUGGACUUCUGAUAUGUCUGAAGAUAACCAAGAAGAUCAAGCUCCAAAGAAUGAUGAUGCUAAUGAUGCUGAAAACAAAUAG
Molecule: messenger RNA, 777 nt
Organism: Maudiozyma barnettii
Lineage: Eukaryota; Fungi; Ascomycota; Saccharomycetes; Saccharomycetales; Saccharomycetaceae
Gene: BMH2
Product: 14-3-3 family protein BMH2
Exons: 1
Coding region: 1-777 (258 amino acids)
Biological process (GO): signal transduction
Cellular component (GO): cytoplasm
Source: RefSeq, a predicted model, not a curated record